Messenger RNA from Tinamus guttatus (white-throated tinamou), 4000 nucleotides. The record is from RefSeq and is a predicted model, not a curated record. Lineage: Eukaryota; Metazoa; Chordata; Aves; Tinamiformes; Tinamidae.
GUGCCCUCCCCGCCGAGUGCCCACGAUGGAGAAGUACCACGUCCUGGAAAUGAUCGGAGAAGGCUCCUUUGGGCGAGUGUACAAGGGGCGCCGGAAAUACAGUGCCCAGGUGGUGGCUCUGAAGUUCAUCCCCAAGGUGGGGCGGUCUGAGAAGGAGCUGAAGAACCUGCAGCGAGAAAUUGAGAUCAUGAGAGGCCUCCAUCACCCCAACAUCAUCCAGAUGCUUGACAGCUUUGAGACUGACAAGGAGGUAGUGGUGGUGACCGACUAUGCAGAGGGGGAACUCUUCCAGAUCCUGGAAGAUGAUGGGAGUCUGCCCGAGGAGCAGGUCCAGGCCAUAGCUGCCCAGCUGGUCUCUGCUCUCUACUACCUGCAUUCCCAUCGUAUCCUGCACCGGGACAUGAAGCCCCAGAACAUCCUGCUGGGAAAAGGUGGCAUCAUCAAGCUCUGCGAUUUCGGGUUUGCCCGUGCCAUGAGCAUCCACACCAUGGUGUUGACCUCCAUCAAGGGCACCCCCCUGUACAUGUCCCCGGAGCUGGUGGAGGAGCGGCCAUACGACCACACGGCUGACCUGUGGUCUGUGGGUUGCAUCCUGUACGAGCUGUUUGUGGGCACCCCUCCCUUCUACACCAGCAGCAUCUUUCAGCUUGUCAGCCUCAUCGUCAAGGACCCGGUCAAAUGGCCCAAGGACAUAAGCCCAGUCUUCAAGAGCUUCCUGCAGGGACUGCUGAUGAAGGAUCCCCGCCAGCGCCUGUCGUGGCCAGAACUGCUUUCCCACCCCUUCAUUGCUGGACGUGUCACUGUGAUUGAUGACACAGAAGAGCAUGGCAUCUUGAACCCCUUCACUACCAAGCUGACCCCAGAGCUGCAGGCCCUGAAAGAGAAACAAGCCCAUUCCCUGGCCCCCAGGAGCGGCCAGUCCAGGAUCCUGAGAAAGGCCCGGCAAAAGAUGGCUGAGGAGGCCCAGAAAAAGGGGCAGCUGAAGACUGAUGCAGCAUCUAUGAAGCACCCUGACAAAGGACACCAAGGGCGUAAAUGCAAAGCAGCUCCUGGGAAGACAGCUUUUGGGGAAGGAGACCCACCAGGUGCUGCCAAAGAGAAAUCCACAGGCAUCCUGCAAGGAGGGUGCAGCAUAGCAGAGUGGGAGCUGGAGGAACCUUCUCCUAGCGCAAGGGAGCACAGCAUCACUCGAGACUACGAGCAAGAGUUUCCUGAAACAGAGACCGUUCUAGACCCUGGCCCUGUCAGGGGAGAGCUCGGGGGCAGGCGCAGCAUAGAGACUGUGGACUUGGAGAGUGAGGAGCUGGAGAGCGAUGAGGAGUGGCAGCACCUGAUGGAGGCCACAGAGCCCUCAGCCCUGCAGCCGAGCGCGCCGCUGAGCCUCCUGAGGGACCCGGCCUUCCGGCAGCGUCUCCAGAUCCGCCUUGCAGACUCCAGCCGGCAGGUACUGGAAGGGAUGCUGGAGGGAGCCUCCCAUCUCCGUCCCGCACUCCGUGUUGUGGGCAACCUCCUGGCUACCCAGUGUGACUUGGAGCUUCUGCACCACUUUUGCCAAGAGCUGGAUAUUCCUCUGUUCCUGCUGUGCUUAGCCAAGAAAAUCCUGGAGAACAGUAACACCAAGCAGCAGCCCUGGUGUAUUGUGGUGCUGACAGACCUCAUCGUGGUGACCACAGUUUAUUUCAGCAGUGAGUGCAGCCUGGAGGGGAGCAGGCAGAAGGACAGCCCACAGACCUUCCAAGAGUGUGCCAGCCACUUCCUAGCCCUGCUGCCGGAGCUGCUGGCCCAGCCAGCUGACAGUGAGAUGAGACUCUGCCAGCAAAGCCUCCUGUGCUUCAUCUUGCUCUGCGAGAGCCUGGACAUGAAGUGCCCUUCCAUCUCUGCCCCCUUUUAUGCUAGCCUGAGAGAGAAGCAUCAGCCUGUGUUGAACAGGCUCCUCCAGGGAUUGGCCUCGGAGCAGCCUGCUCUGCAAGGUGCAGCGAUGGAGCCCAGACCAGCCCAUGAGCAGAGGCAGCACGUGAUGGAUCUCUUCACAGCUGCACUGGCUGCUGCCUGCAGCAUCCCCCUGGGGAGGAACGGGUGUCGGGAAGCCAAGCAGCAGGUUUCUCGGGACGUGGCUGAGAAGCUCAUGAAGGGAGAGAGACAGCAACUUGGGAGGCUGCUGGGGAGACUUGAGCAUCCAAACUGUUCUCUCAAUGUGCUCAAGAUCCUCUAUGCUGGCUGCCAUGCCAGCCCAAGCCUGUGCCAGCAGCUGGGAAGGAGCCAGCGAGUGUGUGAUUCCCUCAUGCAGCUCUCGAAGGGCAAGGUCCCUAUGGCAGAUGCAGCCCGAGGGGCAGCCUGCGAGGCCUCCCUGCACCUGCUGGCCCUGCUCAGCCUGCAGCUCCAGGGUUCCCUGCCUGGGCUUGAGGAGGUGGUUACUGUGGCCAUGGAUAUUGUCACUCAGUCUCCUGUUGUUUCCUUUGUGGGUGCUGCAGCAUUCCUCCUGGCCCAGCUCAGCCAGCAAGGGGUGAGUAUGGCCCUCAGGGGAGAGGAGAUUCUACCAGCACUGAGGAACGCACUGACGGCCUCCACCAAGGUAGGGAACGGGAACGGAGGGCCGGGAGGCUGUGCUGUCACACUGCUGAAGCUCCUUGCCCAGGAGGAUGUGGCUGCGGAGCCGAGCUUUGCUGCCUCAGAGCUGUGGCGCGUGGCCUGGCACAGUGUCGUUGCGAUGCUUCGUGUGCCCAGCGAGAAUGCGACGCUGGAAGGAGACAGCCUGGGGACAGGCCACCCCACGUCAGAACCAGACUGGAACCUCCUCUCCCCUCAGGGCAUCCUGCUCUUCCUCAGCCUGGCCCUCUCCGUCUUCACCUGCGAGCCGCAGCAGUGCCUGCCUCAGCUCGCCCAGCCCUGUGGAGGCCUCAUGGAGACGCUAAAGACGCUGCUGUCCCCCCGCUUCCUGGCAUGCCUGGCACAGACGCAAGAAGGGGAAGAUGGAGAUCCUGAGCUUGUCCCAGCUGUGGUGCUCCAGACCUGCCAGCUCUUCUGUUUCCCUUUUGCCCUGGAUGUGGAUGAAGACACCUUGGCAUCACUCACAAAGGGUGUGAGAGACUCCCAGAUCCCUGCCCACCUGCUGCAGGCCUGUUGUCACCAUCUGCCCUUUUCGGACACGGAGCUCCCCAUGAGGCUUUUGUGCCAUUUUGUUGUGUCUGAUGAGCAGGUCAUAGAACAAACUGUGAAGGAGGCGGCUGCCUCCGAGAGCGUUGUUGGCUUCUUGACAACCGCCUUGUUUUCAGACAACUCCUCAAUCACAGCUGACCUCCUGUCCCUCUUGACCCACGUGGCCCGGGUCUGUCCGGAGCACCUGCCCUUUCUUCAGAGGAUCCUGGGGACCUCAGAUGUGGCCGACCAGCCGCUGACCCGCCUGCUUGGCCAUUGGGAACACUCCAUACGUGCCAAAACCUGCAAUCUUCUGGGCAACCUCCUGCGGCACAGCCCUGGCUUUCUGCAGAGCCGGGGGGCUGUGCUGGAGAGCCUGCUGGAGUGCCUGGCAGACCAGGACGAGCGUGUGCGCAAGGCGGCAGCGUUUGCGGUGGGCAAUGCUGCUUACCACGAGUGCUCCCUGGCCGGGCCGCUGGGCAGGGCCGUGCCCGGCCUGACGCGGCUCCUGAGCGACGUGCAGGCCAAGACGCGCUGCCACGCGGCCUCGGCCCUGGGCAACCUGGGCCGGCACUCGCCUGAGCUGGGCGACCUGCUCAUCCAGAGCAAGGCCCCCAGCGUGCUGCUGGAGGUGGCCUGCUGGGACCCGCAGGCGCGCGUGCGGGAAGGAGCCCUUGUUGCGCUGCGAGCCAUCAGCCAGCACCCGGCCGUACAGCAGGUGCUUCUGUCUCUCAGAGCCAGUGAGAAGCUGGCAGCCCUGGCCAGCAGGGACUCCCAGUCCAGCGCUGGCAGAGGCUCCCGCCCCUCUUCCACGCGGCACUGCAGGAAGCUCAUCCACCUUCUCGCAGGCGACGCUGGGGAGUGA